This is a messenger RNA of Fulvia fulva, 1374 nucleotides long. RefSeq lists its product as uncharacterized. The transcript is spliced from 5 exons. Bases 1 to 1374 code for a protein of 457 amino acids. NCBI's taxonomy places the organism in Eukaryota, Fungi, Ascomycota, Dothideomycetes, Mycosphaerellales, Mycosphaerellaceae. The record is from RefSeq and is a predicted model, not a curated record.
AUGGAAAUGCUAUCACACUCUACGAUCAUGGACCAGUCAAGAGAACGAUUCCUGUGCCAAGCUGAGACAGAAGGACGUCUCUCUGAACAGGACUCGAAGUACCACAUAUUCAGCUUACAAGCAGAUGGCGCCAUCGAGCAUGAAGUUCAGUUCGAUGUAGUGAGCCAAGCGCCAGCAAGCGGAAAGUCCGAGAAGCACGAUACACCGCGUCGAACGAUUGACUACCAGAGAGGACUAAAUAGUGCUCUGAGAUGCGUCUUACAAAGCAAAAGGCCCAAGCACAGAAGUGGCCAUCCUGAUGCUCUGCCUUUCAGAAGCGCCGAAGCCAUGCGAACAGUCUUCCAGAAUUUGAGCCUUCCAUCAGCAUACUUCGAGAUAGCUGAUGGCUCGCCGGCUACUGCCCAGUCGUAUACAUUCAAGACACAAAGUCACAAUCCUCUCCGAUUAGAGCUUGUAGCACAUUGCAUUACCAAGCAAGGAGACUGGGCCGUGGCUCUCACUCACUCUGCUUCAACAGGAUCUACCACCGUGUUCUGGAGUCUAGACGAGCGAAUAGACUCUUCGCGGCUUAGCGAAGAUCUACUAGCGUUUCCUCAACAUGCUAUACAUCCAAUGCUAAUCCCAUGCAUCAUGUUCGCCGCAACCCUCCGGAUGGCAGUCGAGCGGCGGCAUAUGAUCAAAGACCGAUUACAAAUGCUAGAAGACUCCAUACCACGCAUUGGCCGAACAGUAUCCAUCAUCUCCGAGAAAGUGCAUGAGCAAGAUGCUGCUUUCGAGGACUCGCACGACUUCGACAGGCUGUUCAAUCUACUCCACAGCUGCAGGAAAGAUCAAGCAAGCAGAAAGGGCAGCUUCCGUGACGUGAUAGAGCAAGGUUUUCUGUAUUUCGAGAGCCUACUAAAGAAGCAGCCAAACGAAGAGCACUUCCAGAUCAAUGCAGAGCUGAAGCGAUGGUACGAUAUUACAUGGCAACGGAUCGAGAGUCUGAUGGCUCGAGACAAAGACCACAUCGACAGGGUAGAGAACUUCUCUCAGACCCUUUACAGCCUGAUCCAGCAGCGGGAGAUCCAACUCCAAUCGAGUAUCGCAAGAGCUGCGCAGCGAGAUAGCGAGGGCAUGAAGUAUAUCGCGGUACUUGGCUCGAUCUUUCUACCGGCCAGCUUGAUCGCGACCAUCCUGAACGUCCCCGUGUUCCAAUUUGCUCGGGGCCCAACACUAUUUGGUGCGUAUAUGGCCAUCACGAUCCCUUUCUCAGCGAUCGUGGUCUAUCUGUGUCUCAGCCGUCCGUACUGGAUCAAGUGGCGACAGGGACGAUCAUUCACGAGGAGACGGGGUGAUGUGUCGAUGAAACGCACAGCGACAGGGAUGGCGUGA